Messenger RNA from Cryptomeria japonica (Japanese cedar), 2853 nucleotides. Its product is annotated as probable LRR receptor-like serine/threonine-protein kinase At1g56140. Gene Ontology annotation, molecular function: protein binding. Bases 543 to 2573 code for a protein of 676 amino acids. The transcript has 19 exons. The record is from RefSeq and is a predicted model, not a curated record. NCBI's taxonomy places the organism in Eukaryota, Viridiplantae, Streptophyta, Pinopsida, Cupressales, Cupressaceae.
AGACCAAUUCCCACCAUUUCAUGGAAAAGAUGCCAUGAGCGCAAGUGUUUGAUCAGAUAACGCAGCACAGUCCUCACGACAUGUGAACUUGUCAUGGUCCCAGAAACAUAACCAAUUCAAUAAAACUAUGUUUUUUGAAAGAGUUGUUGAAUAAAAGAAAUAUUACAGACCAAUAACCAAAAAUGUAAGCAGAAUGGGAGUAAGUUUCUCAGUCAAUGGAGUGGGUCAAGCUUAAAAAAACAAGAAGAAGAUUAUAAUUUGGACUAGUUUUCAUUCUGUCUCCAUCCCGAAUUUUCUUCCUCAGAAGUCAAUUUUUUAAAGAGGAUAGAUUUGGAGUUACUUUUCCAUCAAAUUUUGUCACAAACUGAAGCAUCAAACUAUGUGAUAAACCAUGCUUACAAAUCUGAAUUAUUUUUUUAUCUCAAUAGGGUGCAUUAGAUUCCCUUCAUGAAUUCAGUCCAUAUAAUUCAAGUACCGGGGAGUUCAUACAAGCUCUGAUAUCUUGGGAAGCACUAAAAUCCAAGCUUAAUUUUGCCGCCACCAUGUCAAAGAUUAAUGUCUCAGCUGCAUCAGUUUGGUUUCUCUGUAUUUUUUAUAGCAUGGGAUGUUUGUUACAGGCAGCUCAAGUAAUAGCAGACACAGAUCCUGUUGAAGUUUCUGCAAUAAGGUCACUUUCUGAGAGGUGGAAUAUUCGUUCAUCUGCAACAUGGAACCUCACAGAUCCAUGCUCUGGCCAGGCCAGUUCUACUGCAGAGAUAGGAAAUCCUGGCAUCAAGUGUGCCUGCUCAGGAACUGUCUGCCAUGUUACACAAAUGAAGGUCUAUGCGUUGGACAAAACAGGAGAGCUUCCAGAAGAACUGGCUAAUCUGACUUACCUCUUCGAUCUGAACCUGAACCAGAAUUAUUUUAAUGGUCGCAUUCCUGCUUUCUUGGGGAACCUCACCAAGAUGAAAUACUUGGCCUUUGGCAUUAAUAACUUUUCUGGUCCUGUACCAAAGGAGCUUGGAAAUCUUCAGAAUCUGAUAGUAUUGAGCUUUUCGUCAAACAAUUUAAAUGGAACACUGCCGCUAGAGCUUGGUAACUUGACCCAGUUGGAACAACUGUAUAUUGAUAGUUCCGGUGUAAGUGGAGAGAUUCCAAGCACAUUCGGAAAUCUACGAAAAUUGAAGAAAGUAUGGGCAUCUGAUAAUCUAUUCACAGGUGCAAUACCCGAUUUCAUUGGAAACUGGGUUGAUCUAAUUGAAUUGAGACUUCAAGGAACAGCUCUUAAGGGUCCAAUUCCUUCAAGCUUCUCCAAGUUAACCUCUUUGACAACUCUAAGAAUAAGUGACUUAACUUCAGGCAUCACAUCGUUGACAUUCUUACAAGGCUUGAAGAAAUUAACUGAACUAGUUCUGAGAAACAACGAGAUUUCUGGCGAAAUCCCUUCAUAUGUUGCAGAAUUGAGUGAAUUGCAGUACUUGGACUUGAGUUUUAAUAAUUUUACAGGAGAGUUUCCUGCUUCACUUCAAAAUUUGAGAUCUUUGAUAUUCCUCUUUCUUGGAAAUAAUAAUCUAUUUGGGAAGCUUCCUUCACAGAUGAGUUCAUCACUUAUGUACAUAGAUGUAUCUUACAAUCAAUUUUCAGGAAAUCUUCCAACAUGGUCCAACAACCCAGCUUUGAAAUCAAAUCUGGUAGGAAAUCACUUUGAAAUAAGUGAGACAAAUAAUGGACUUGCUUUGAGUAGAUUGGCUUGCCUCCAACGGACUUUUCCUUGUAAUAGGGGAGCUCCACGCUAUUCUCACUUUGCAAUAAACUGUGGCGGCUUACAAAUGACUUCCCAGCAAGGAAUUGAUUAUGAAAGUGACAACGAAACACUUUAUCCUGCCUCAUUUUACGUGAGUGACACACAAAGGUGGGGAGUCAGCAAUACUGGAAAUUUUAUGGACAAUUCCGCAGAGAGUUUUACAGAAUCCAGUCAAUCUCAAUUUACAAAUACAUUAGAUGGAGAACUCUACCAAACGGCACGCUUAUCUCCCAGUUCACUAAGAUACUAUGGCUUAGGUCUUGAAAAUGGACCAUAUACAGUAAAACUACAAUUUGCUGAAAUAAAUAUUCUAGACAAAGGAAGCUGGAAGAGUCUUGGAAAACGCAUUUUUGAUGUUUUUAUUCAGGGGAAUAAGGUAUUAACGAAUUUCAACAUCCAAAAGGAAGCGGGAGGUUCAUUUAUAUCAGUUGAUCGAUCUUUUAGCGCAAAUGUUACUGAAAAUUUCCUUGAAAUUCAUUUUUUCUGGGCUGGGAAGGGAACAUGCUGUAUUACAAAACAAGGGACCUACGGACCUUUAAUAUCAGCCAUAACUGUUACACCUGAUUUCACUCCUACUGUUUCGGAUCGUCCACCUUCCAAUUCCUCCUCGAAGAAAAUCACGCAUGGAUUAGUGAUUGGAAUUAUUUUCGGUGGAAUGGCUGUUGUUAUGGUAUGUCUUGUUAUUACCAUUUUGUGGCUCAGGAGAUUCAGAAAAUCCUUGGAAGCCCGUGGUCAAGUCCACGAAGGUAAUGGCCAGAGCCAUUCGGAGGUGAAAUUUCAGGAAUGAUAUAUCUUCCUUCUAAUUGGGUUGAGUUCAAUUUGGCGUAAUUUGGUAAUAGUAUUGCUUCUGUAUCAGCAUUUAAAAAGAACUGGAAUAUUUUUAUAUCCAGAGGUGCUAUAUAUAUAGAGAGGCAUAGAAAUGUCUUUAUGUCAUAAUUACAUGUAAAAAUAUAACUAGCAAUUGCAUCUUGGUGUGUAAUAGGUACACUGAAGAGUUGUUGAAGGUCAACCAAGGAUUUUUUUGGUCUAUUUUUUUAGAUGAGGUCAAUCAAUAGGUCUUUUAGUAA